AUGGCCCGGAAGUACCACCCGGAUGUAUCCCCGCCGGGUCGGAUGGAAGAGUAUACUCAGCGAUUCAUUCAGGUACAUGAAGCCUACGAAACUCUGUCGGAUCCUGGAAGGAGAGCGUCGUACGAUUUAGACAUGGCUAAGGGACUUCAUCUUGCAUUCUCUACCAAGAGGCAUUCGAAAUUCGACGAGGUGGGGGAUACAAGGAAGGACCAUGCUUGUUGGGAGAGACCUGAGGACAUGGACACUCCAAGAAUCUUUAAAAGAAGCGACCCCACUUAUUCCAAGCUCCUUGCCAGAAGGGCAAUUAGGGUGUUUCAGUUUGCUGAUAAAUACAGAGGCGCAUACAGCAAUGGACUGAAACCAUAUGUCUGCCCUUAUUAUUGUGAUUUUAGUUUUUCUUAG
This is a messenger RNA of Fraxinus pennsylvanica, 402 nucleotides long. Lineage: Eukaryota; Viridiplantae; Streptophyta; Magnoliopsida; Lamiales; Oleaceae. The record is from the annotation of a GenBank genome assembly.